This is a messenger RNA of Uranotaenia lowii, 2243 nucleotides long. RefSeq names its product glutamate receptor ionotropic, kainate glr-3 (gene Ir68a). Gene Ontology annotation, cellular component: membrane. Lineage: Eukaryota; Metazoa; Arthropoda; Insecta; Diptera; Culicidae. The transcript has 4 exons. Gene Ontology annotation, molecular function: glutamate-gated receptor activity. Bases 1 to 2073 code for a protein of 690 amino acids. The record is from RefSeq and is a predicted model, not a curated record.
AUGAAUUUCUUACUGCCCAUAUUGUUGGGGUGCAUCGUUUGUGUAAUAACUCAAUUCACCGAAGAGCCUGAGAAAAUAAAGCGGGAAAACUUUGAGGAUGAAAAUUCGUUGUCCGAUUUUGGCCUUUUGCUUGUUAAUAUAGUGACAAAAUUAUACGCCGGACAUUGUUACGCAUUGAUUACGGAUCCCAUUUAUAAAGCGGUCCUAACAAAACAGUUAUUCCUCGAUAUCGAAGACACUCCGCGCUAUGUGCUAGAAAUUUCCGAGGAUGAGGAUACACUGAAUCCGAGUGCGCGCCUUGAUUGCAUGCUCAAGGAGAUUCACAAGGUCGGGUGCGGUGUCUAUGUCAUCCUUUUGGCCAACGGCAUACAAAUGGAGCGUUUGUUGCGCUACGGAGACAAAACCCGGGUCCUUAACACACGCGCCAAAUUCAUUAUUCUACACGAUUAUCGGCUAUUCGCCCCAGACCUACACUAUCUUUGGAAGCGCAUCGUUAACGUUGUAUUCGUACGAGAGCUCACGAGUACCAAAUCCGGAAGGAGAAAUCAUCAGGACAAAACUCAUCAUUACGAGCUGGCAACGGUACCAUUUCCGUUUCCGCUGAAGGGGAUCUUCGUUGCCAAACGUCUCGAUUUUUGGUACAAAGGAAAGUUUCGCUACUCACAGAAACUGUUUUACGACAAAACUACCAAUCUGGAUGGGCAGAUCAUGAAGGUGGUGGUUUUAGAGCAUACCCCAGCAAUAUUUCACAACCUGGUUGACGAUGCGAGUAAUUCCAACCAAAAUUUUUAUGGAUUAGAAAUUGAACUUUUGAAGGCGAUUGCAAUGGGACUCAAUUUUGGUAUGGAAUUCUAUGAAACAGACGAUGCUGCUACGGAAAAGUGGGGCACUAUCUCCGAUAACGAUAAUGCAACAGGUCUCAUAGGAGAAAUGGUAGAAAGUCGUGCAGAUUUUGCUCUAGCCGAUUUGCACUAUACGGAGCACAAUUUGAAGACCAUGGACUUGAGCAUUCCGUACAAUACGGAGUGUCUUACAUUUCUCACUCCGGAGGCUCUUUCCGAUAACUCGUGGACAACACUGAUCCUGCCAUUCACACCGGGGAUGUGGGCCGGAGUUUUAAUCUCACUUUUCUCCAUAGGAUCAGUUUUCUAUGGUCUAUCGGAAGAUGAAAUCGAUAUGAACAAGUUAAAAAUGUUAAAAAUGGUGCCUUUUAAGCGACAAGCUCUUGCCUGGAAAGUGCCAUAUCCUAAGCGGGAUAUCUUCGAUACCCUCUCUGGUUGCAUCAUUUACACGUUCAGUAUGCUGUUGUUAGUUUCACUGCCUCGACUACCCAAUGGUUGGCCAUUGCGGCUUCUAACAGGGUGGUACUGGAUCUAUUGUGUUCUGGUCAUAGUUGCGUAUCGAGCUUCUUUGACGGCUAUUUUAGCAAAUCCGGUUCCUCGGUUGACGAUCGAUAAACUGAAAGAUUUAGCCGAAAGUCCCAUCAUUUGCGGAGCGUGGGGAGACCAGAACAAGCAAUUCUUUCAAACAGCACAGGACAAAGCUUCGAUGAUGAUUGGUGCAAAACUAGAGCACACUCCGGAUCCGGACUCAGCCGUAGAACGAGUGAUUGAAGGCAACUUUGCGUACUACGACAAUGUCUACAUGUUGAAGCAACUGCGGGCUACACGGCAAUCGGAAAAAGCCCGUCAAACACUGCACAUUAUGGAAGAAUGUGCCGUCCAUAUGCCGAUCUCGAUAGGGUUAGAGAAGAAUUCGCCUCUUAAACCCAAGGUUGACAUGUUUGUGCGAUCGCUGGUGGAAACAGGAUUAACGAAGAAGUGGUUAGCCGAUGCCAUUGAGAAGUUUCAGUCAAAUGUGGAGUUGCCUCCACAGGAAGCAACAAUGGAUUUGAAAAAGUUGACGGCCGCAUUCAUAGCACUGGCCGUCGGGUAUGGUCUCUCACUGUUUGCAUUCGGCAUCGAAAAACUGUAUUGGAGGUGUGUCGUCGAAAGGGAUCCAACGUAUGACAAAUUCAUCGUUGGUAGAUUCUAUGGAAACGUGGUGCAAAGCGAUAAUGGUGGCAGUUUUUAAGUGCUUUAAAAAAAAUCGUAGAAGAAAGUUAUUUAGCGUAACUUAUUUGUGCUGGUUUUGGAUUCAUUUGCAAAGUGGUUCGUUGUUAUCAUUCGCUGUUGAAGUAUAUUUAGAAGAUUAUUCACCAAAAAAGACAAUCGGUUGGAAAUAUCAGAGUCAUUGAAAACAGG